UGCGGAAAAUAAUAAGAAAUAACAACUAAUUAGGCAACUAGAAUUGUAGCCGUUCUCUUCUGUCUCUUUCUCUCUGGGUCGUCUCUUUCCUUUAUAGCUCAUAGUUUCUCCCACUCGAUCCUUCCUUUUCUCCAAUCUGAUAAUGUAAAUUCACAGACAGAGAAAUUUAAAGAAACAACUAAACAUCAUUGUGUUCGUACCUAAGAAAAGAGAAUGGAUUUGUUCAAGAUCCUGUUUCUUAUGUUCUUGGUGAACUUCAGUUUCUGCUUCGCUGCAGAUCCAUAUGCUUUCUACAACUUCGAAGUCUCCUACAUUACCGCUUCUCCACUUGGUGUUCCUCAACAGGUCAUUGCUAUAAAUGGAAAGUUCCCUGGUCCCACAAUCAAUGUCACGACCAAUGAAAACCUGGUCGUGAAUGUGAGAAACAAACUAGACGAGGGACUUCUUCUUCACUGGUCUGGAAUCCAACAGAGACGUGUUUCUUGGCAAGACGGACUUGCAGGAACUAACUGUCCAAUCCCACCAAAGUGGAACUGGACUUAUGAGUUUCAAGUUAAGGACCAAAUCGGAAGCUUCUUCUACUUCCCAUCUCUUCAUUUCCAAAGAGCUUCUGGUGGGUUUGGCUCCUUCAUUGUCAACCCUAGAUCAGUUAUUCCAGUCCCUUUCUCGACUCCAGAAGGUGAUAUCACCAUUGCCAUUGGUGAUUGGUACACAAGGAACCACACGGCUUUGAGGAAGGCUUUAGAUGAUGGUAAAGAUCUUGGAAUGCCUGAUGGGGUUCUUAUUAACGGAAAAGGACCUUACCAAUACAAUACGACUCUUGUUCCUGAUGGAAUCGAUUACGAAACCAUCACAGUCCAUCCGGGAAAGACUUAUAGACUUAGAGUAUCGAAUGUGGGAAUCUCGACGAGUUUGAACUUUAGGAUCCAAGGCCACAACUUAGUUCUUGCGGAAUCUGAAGGAUCCUACACAGUUCAACAAAACUACACAAGCUUGGAUAUUCACGUUGGGCAGUCUUACUCCUUCUUGGUUACUAUGGACCAAAACGCAAGCUCUGAUUACUACAUUGUCGCCAGUGCUCGGAUUGUUAAUGAAACCAUAUGGAGAAGAGUCACUGGAGUUGGUAUCUUGCACUACACCAACUCUAAAGGAAAGGCAAAAGGUCACUUACCCCCUGGACCACAAGAUGAAUUCGACAAAACAUUCUCCAUGAAUCAAGCAAGAUCCAUCAGAUGGAAUGUUUCAGCAAGUGGAGCACGUCCUAACCCACAAGGUUCGUUUAAGUACGGUUCCAUCAAUGUAACCGAUGUCUAUGUUCUGAGGAACAAGCCGCCUGUGAAGAUCAAUGGCAAAAGAAGGACAACACUUAGUGGCAUAUCGUUUGUGAAUCCUUCUACACCUAUAAGGCUAGCUGAUAAGCAUAAGGUCAAAGGAGUUUAUAAGCUUGAUUUUCCUAAGAGACCUUUAACUGGACCACCUAGGAUGGAGACUUCGAUCAUCAAUGGCACUUACCGCGGUUUCAUGGAAGUCAUUCUUCAGAACAAUGACACUAAGAUGCAAAGCUACCACAUGAGUGGCUAUGCCUUCUUCGCUGUCGGAAUGGACUACGGAGAGUGGACAGAGAAUAGUAGAGGAACUUACAACAAAUGGGACGGUAUUGCACGCUCAACCAUUCAGGUGUAUCCAGGGGCAUGGUCAGCGAUCUUGAUAUCUUUGGACAAUCCUGGAGCUUGGAACCUGAGAACAGAGAAUCUUGAUUCUUGGUAUCUCGGACAAGAAACGUAUGUUAGAGUUAUUAAUCCAGAUGAAAACAACAAGACUGAGUUCGGGGCGCCUGCUAAUGUCCUUUACUGUGGUGCUCUACAGAAAUUACAAAAGCCACAGAAGAUUUCAUCAUCGGCCACUAGGAGCAUUGGAUUCACGAGUCUUUCAAUGGUGGUAAUGGCUUUGGUGAUGAUGGUUCUGCAUUGAAAUGUAACUUGAGGGUUUGCUUGUAUUUUUCUAGGGCUUUGUUGAGAUGAUGAUUCUUGUUCUUACGUUUCCACAGUUCUUCUAUUUGGGGCUUGUUGGAUUUCUCUGACUUUUUUUUUAUUUGUUUUAUCUGUUGUUCUAUUCUUUUUCCGGGAGUCUCUUGAUUAUUUAAGAAGAAUGGAAGAUUAUUCAUUGAAUGUUGAAAUUGUUAUAAGUUUUGGUGGUUAUUAUUAGUAUUUUUUUUUAACCAAAGCUUCAUAGUUUUAACUAAUUUGAACCCCAAACUUUAGCCAUUGUAUUCGAUUAAGCGGCUGUUUAAACGCGAAAUUCAC
This is a messenger RNA of Eruca vesicaria subsp. sativa (arugula), 2303 nucleotides long. Lineage: Eukaryota; Viridiplantae; Streptophyta; Magnoliopsida; Brassicales; Brassicaceae. The record is from the annotation of a GenBank genome assembly.